This is a messenger RNA of Gadus morhua (Atlantic cod), 8103 nucleotides long. It is a transcript of the gene dysf, whose product is annotated as dysferlin, limb girdle muscular dystrophy 2B (autosomal recessive). NCBI's taxonomy places the organism in Eukaryota, Metazoa, Chordata, Actinopteri, Gadiformes, Gadidae. The transcript is spliced from 58 exons. Gene Ontology annotation, cellular component: cytoplasmic vesicle; membrane; T-tubule. The record is from RefSeq and is a predicted model, not a curated record. Gene Ontology annotation, biological process: vesicle fusion; macrophage activation involved in immune response; plasma membrane repair. Bases 519 to 6908 code for a protein of 2129 amino acids.
AGAGAGAGAGAGAGAGAGAGCAUCUCGUUCACAGCUCCAAACCGAGCUCUUACUUUUGAAGUUAAGCCUUUUCACAAGUCUUUUAUUUUGUAAUGACCUGAAGAAAGGUCAUUGGAAGAGAGGUUGGUCUUCCAGAAAGGUUAUUGUGGGAUGCUUGGCUGGAGGAGGGCAGGAAUUCCUUUCAGUGCCUCCCAGACACUCAGGAAUCACCAGAAACAGAUCCACCCUUCUUCAUCUCAAAGAGGACUUUUAUUUCAUGCUUUCAUUUCAGAGCGACUUCAACAGACGCACUUCUGAUUCAUGAAGACUUUUAGUCCUUUCUAACCUUUUUUUUCAGACUUUGUCUGACCCUUUAUUUUCUCGGUUCCUUUGCAUAUUGUCGCGGGGUGGUGUAUCCCCACUGAACCCAGGGGUUCAUCACACACACACACACACACACCGACCGGGUUUGGCGUGGAGACGGGGUCCCUAGCAGCGGUUGCCUUGGGUCGGGUGUGCCUGGCGUUUCCAUAGCAACCAUGCUGCGUUGCGUCCUGCAGCGGGCGUACAACCUCCGCCACUCGGACCCCCUGGCGGGAGUGACCUUCAGAGGCACCAAGAAAAAGACCAAGGUUGUCAAGAACAACCCUAACCCAGUGUGGAAUGAGGGUUUUGAGUGGGACCUGAAGGGAAUUCCUCUGGAUUCCGCAGCAGAGAUCCACUGUGUGGUUAAAGACCACGAGAAGAUGGGGAGGAACAGGUUCCUGGGUGAGAGCAGGGUGUCUCUCAGGGAUGUCCUCAACUCUCCAAACCUGGCGGCUUGCUUCACCGUGUCCCUGAUGGACACCAAGAGGAACAACACUGGAGCCACACUAAGCCUGCAGGUUUCCUACAUCCCUCCCCCCGGAGCAGCGCCCAUCUACCAGCCUCCCGCCCAGCCUGAGCCCUCCCACUACAGCAACCCCCACGUAGAGCUGGACACCAUCACAAUGAUCUCCAUGGACACCAUGGGGGAGGAGGACACAGAGAGCAUGCUGAUGCUGGAGCCCAGCGAGGAGCAGGGCCUGGACGACGGGGGCCGCUCCCUGGUGGACUCGGGCCCCCAGGGGCCCCAGGGCAGGGAGACCCCCACCGCCCAAACCCCCAAGAGACCCCCACCCUCCUACAAAGCCCAGGCCGGCCUGAGGAAGAGGAGGAGGGGGGCCGGCAGCCAGAACAGAGCCCUCCCCAACAAGCCCCAGGACCUGCAGGUGCGUGUCCGGAUCAUCGAGGGGAGACAGUUGCCGGGCAUCAAUAUCCAACCAGUCGUCAAGGUAACCGUUGCCGGGCAGACCAAGAGGACCUGCAUUCGUAAGGGGAACAACCCUGUGUUUGAUGAGACCUUCUUCCUGAACUUCUUUGAGUCACCCUCCGACCUGUUUGACGAGCCAAUCUUCAUCACCGUGUGUGACUCUCGCAUGCUGAGGCAUGAUGCUGUCAUUGGAGAAUUUAAGCUGGAUGUGGGGACAGUCUACAGUGAGCACAGACACUGCUUCAUGAGGAAGUGGCUGCUGCUCAGUGACCCUGACGACCUCUCGGCAGGGGUCAAAGGUUACGUGAAGGUCAGCCUGUUGGUGCUGGCGGCGGGAGACGAACCCCCGGCGGACCAGAAGGAGUGUGUGGAGGAGAAGGAGGACAUCGAGGGGAACCUCCUGAGACCGGCCGGUCUGACCCUCAGAGGAGCACAGUUCUCCCUCAGAGUCUUCAGAGCUGAAGACCUCCCUCAGAUGGACGAUGCCUUCAUGGACGGGAUGAGGCAGAUCCUGGGCUUCGACAGCAACAGGAAGAAUCUCGUUGACCCGCUGGUAGAGGUCCACUUUGCAGGCAAAACCAUCUGCACCAAAGUGCUGGAGAAGAGCGCCAACCCCCAGUGGAACCAGUGCCUGUCCAUGCCCAUCAGGUUUCCCUCCAUGUGUGAGAAGAUGAGGCUCAGAGUUCUCGACUGGGACCGGGCGAGUCACAAUGACAUCAUCGGCACCGCCCACCUGUGCAUGUCCAAGAUAUCAGCCCCUGGCGGAGAGAUCGAUGAUGAGCCGUCUUCUAGGAGUCUCCAGUCUGCCAUGGACGACAGUCUGGGUUUCCUGCCAACCUUCGGGCCCAGCUGGGUCAACCUGUACGGGAGUCCGAGAGAGUUCCACACCUUCAACGACCCCCACCACACCCUCAACCUGGGGAAGGGUGAGGGCGUGUCGUACCGCGGCCGUGUCCUGGUGGAGCUGAACACCAAGCUGGUGGAGCGGCUGGAGCAGAGGACGGAGGACAUCCCCUCAGAUGACCUGCUGGUGGUGGAGAAGUUCCUGAGGAAGAGGAAGUUCUCUCUGUUCGCGGCGUUCUACUCCGCCACGCUCCUUCAGGACGUAGACGACGCCGUCCAAUUCGAGGUCAGCAUCGGUAACUACGGCAACAAGUUUGACUACACCUGUCUGCCGCUGGCUUCCACCACCCAGUUCAGCCGCGCUGUGUUUGACGGUUGUCACUACUACUACCUGCCGUGGGGUAACGUAAAGCCAGUGGUGGUCUUGUCGUCAGAAUGGGAGGACAUCAGACCCAGGAUAGAAGCUCUCAACAUGCUGCUGCACAUCACAAACAACCUGGAGUCCAACCUGCGGCGGGUCCAGCUGCUGGUGAAGGCUGCGACUGACCUGGAGGAGGUGGAGCUAGCUGUGGUCGACCUGUUGGAUCAGGUCAUCACUGACUGCAGCCAGGAGCUGCCGUCUCUGGACCAGUGGCCGUGUGUGACCCCUCUGGACAAGUCGCUGCGUAACCUGCGCUGCCUCCACCUGCAGCAGGUGCUGUCGGGGGCCCAGAGCCUGAAGCACGGCCCCGCCACAGACCUGUCCUCCGUGCUGGAGCUGGCCCAGGACUGGGCCGCACGCCUCCGCUCCCUGGCUGAGGAGCCUCAGAACAGUAUUCCAGACAUCGUGAUCUGGAUGAUGCAGGGGGACCAGCGCGUGGCGUACCACCGCAUCCCCGCCCACUCGGUGCUCUUCUCCCACUCCCACCCCGGGGAGCACUGCGGAGAGCUGCAGACCGUCUUCCUCAAGUAUCCCCAGGGAACAGGAGCAGAGGCCAAGCUUCCUGGGCAGCUGAGAGUGAAAGUCUGGUUCGGAUUGGCUGCGGACGUCAAGCAUUUCAACCAAUACGCUGAGGGCAAGCUGUCCGUGUUCGCAGAGACGUAUGAGAACCAGACCCGGCUGGCCCUGGUGGGCAGCUGGGGGACCACGGGACUCACCUCCCCCAAGUUCAGUGACGUGACGGGCCGCCUGAAGCUGCCCAAGGAGAGCUUCAAGCCCUCCCCGGGCUGGAGCUGGGCGGGGGACUGGUUCAUCUGCCCCGAGAAGACGAUGCUGUAUGACACGGACGCAGGUCACAUGACCUUCACAGAGGAAGUGUUUGAGACCCAGAUGCGGUUGCCCGGGGGACAGUGGAUCGGGAUGCCGGAAGGGUACACAGAUGUGAACGGGGAGAAGGCGGUGCCUAAGGAGGAGGUGGAGCCCCCUCCUGGCUGGGUGUGGGACGAGGUGGAGUGGAGCGAGGACCUCAACAGAGCUGUGGAUGACCAAGGCUGGGAGUACGGCAUCACCAUCCCCCCGGACCGCCGACCUAAGUCCUGGGUCCCCGCCGAGAAGAUGUACCACACCAACCGCCGCCGCCGCUGGACACGCCUCCGCAGCCGCGACCUCACCAGCAUGGCCGCCCUCCGACAGCAGCGUCCAGACGACUCUGAGCGGGAGGGCUGGGAGUACUCCUCUCUGUUCGGGUGGAGGUUCCACCUGAAGCCCAAGAAGACGGACUCCUUCAGGAGGAGGAGGUGGAGGUGUCGCAUGGAGCCCCUGGAGAAGACCGGCCCCGCCGCCAUCUUUGCUCUGGAGUGUUCCCUGAGCUCCAUUGAGGACAGGAGCGAUGAGAAGUCUGUCACCACCACCUUCGGAGUCAACAGACCCACCAUCUCCUGCUUCUUUCAGAGUGGGACGAGGUACCAGCUCAGGUGUUACCUGUACCAGGCGAGAGACCUGCCAUCCAUGGACAAGGACAGCUUCUCAGACGCCUAUGCCAUCGUGUCCUUCCUGCAGCAGUCCCAGCGCACGGUGACGGUGAGGAACUGCCUGAACCCCUGCUGGGACCAGACGCUCAUCUUCUACCAGCUCGAUGUGUUCGGAGACCCCGCCUCCACCCUGGCCACGCCCCCUCGCAUCGUGAUCGAGCUAUUCGAUCAGGACUCCUACGGGGCUGAUGAGUACAUGGGGCGCUGUGUGUGUGAGCCCUCGGUAAGCCCCUCCCCCCGCCUGGCCUGGUUCCCUAUUCGCCGAGGGGACAGAGACGCUGGCGAGCUAUUGGCUGCCUUCGAGCUCAUCCGGAGAGAUCAGCCAGCGAUUCAUCAUAUCCCAGGUCAAGAUGGGGACUUUUCGGCCUCCCAUAUCUUUGAGGAGUUGCUCCUGCCAGGUGUCCCAUCUGAAAACCUGCAGCAAUUGCCGGAGGACUCUGACCUGCCGUGCCUGCCCCCCCAGAGAGAGCCCAACGUCUUCAUGGUCCCCCAAAGCAUCAAACCAGCCCUGAGGAGGACCGCUAUAGAGAUCUUGGCGUGGGGCGUGAGGAACCUGAAGAGCUUCCAGAUGGCCAGCGUUUCCUGCCCCAGCCUGCAGGUGGAGUGUGGGGGCGUGGUCGUCCAGAGCUGCGUCAUCCGCAGCAUGAAGAAGAAGCCCAACUUUGACGUCAACACCCUCCUCAUCGACGUGAGACUCCCGGUGGAGGAGCUGUACAUGCCCCCCAUCGUCAUCAAGGUGAUAGACAACCGUCAGUUUGGCAGGAAGCCGGUGGUGGGCCAGUGCACCAUCCGCUGCCUGGACGACUUCCGCUGUGAGCCCCAGGAGGAGCUGGAGGAGCAGGAGGAGGAGACAGGUGACAUGGCCUUGACUCCCCGUGAUGACAUCCUGAUUGACAUCGAUGACAAAGAGCCUCUCAUACCUGGACAGUUUACAGAUGGGACCAGCUCUGCCAUCAUUAAUCUUGCCUCCUCUCGCACUAGUCUUCAUAUGUCCCAGUGGGAGGAGGAGUUCAUGGACUGGUGGAGUAAGUUCUACGCCUCCACCGGAGAGACCAGCAGAUGCGGAACCUACCUGGAGAAGGGCCUGGACACCCUGCAGGUGUACGACUGGGAGCUGGAGCGGGUGGACGCGUUCGGCGGUCUCUCAGACUUCUGCCAGACCUUCAAGCUGUACCGCGGGAAGACCCAAGAGGAAGGACAGGACCCCUCCCUGGUGGGGGAGUUCAAGGGUAUGUUUAGGAUCUACCCCCUGCCCGGUGACGCCUCCAGCCCCAUGCCCCCCAGACAGUUCACCCAGCUGCCCUCCAGUGGUGUGGAGGACUGUGUGGUCCGGGUCUACGUCAUACAGGCCCACGACCUGCAGCCGAAGGACUCCAACGGGAAGUGUGACCCCUACGUCAAGAUCAGUCUGGGGAAGAAGACCAUCAGUGACCAGGACAACUACGUUCCCUGUACCCUGGAACCUGUGUUUGGAAAGCUGUAUGAGCUGACGUGCACGCUGCCUCUGGAGAAGGACCUGCGGGUGGCGCUGUUUGACUACGACAUGCUGAGCAAAGACGAGAAGAUCGGAGAGACCGUCAUCGACCUGGAGAACCGCUUCCUGUCCCGCCACGGAGCCCGCUGCGGUCUGCCAAGCACAUACUGCACGUCGGGGGUGAACGUGUGGCGGGACCAGCAGAGUCCCAGCCAGCUGCUGUCCAGGGUGUGUGAGAGGCGGGGCCUAAGACGACCCGUCUACCAGCGAGACCGUCUCACCUUCAGGGGCCGGCAGUACACGGCUGCAGACCUAGAUGAUGGUAAGCCUCUGAACCCCCACCUCGGACCCCUGAUGGAGAGACUGUCUCUCCUCAUCCUGAGGGGCCUGGGUUUGAUUCCCGAACACGUUGAGACCAGACCACUGUACAGCCCUCUGCAGCCAGAGAUACAGCAGGGGAGGCUGAUGAUGUGGGUGGAUGUGUUCCCCAAGUCCCUCGGACCCCCUGGACCGCCGUUCAACAUCACCCAGCGCAAAGCCAAGAAGUUCUUUCUGCGCUGCAUCAUCUGGAACACCGUCGACGUCAUCCUGGACGACGUCAGCAUCAGUGGAGAGAAGAUGAGUGACAUCUAUGUCAAGGGGUGGCUUCACGGGCACGAGCACAACAAGCAGAAAACAGACGUGCACUACCGCUCGCUGGGAGGAGAAGGAAACUUCAACUACCGACUCCUCUUCCCCUUCCACUACCUGCCCGCUGAACAGCUCUGCUUUGUCGAUAGGAAGGAACACUUCUGGAGUGUGGAUAAGACGGAGAAGAAGAUUGCUCCUAAACUCACCAUCCAGAUCUGGGACAAUGACAAGUUCUCCUUUGACGAUUACCUUGGUCACCUGGAGAUGGACCUGAACAGCAUGCUGCGGCCGGCCAAGAGCUCGGUGAAGUGCGGGCUGGCGAUGCUGCAGCAGGCGGCCGACCAACGCGUCUCGCUGUUCCAGCAGAAGAGCGUGAAGGGCUGGUGGCCGUGCAGCUGCCAGCUCAACGGGGCGACCACACUCGCUGGGAAGGUGGAGAUGUCUCUGGAGGUGGUGUCAGAGGAGGAGCAGGAGGAGCGACCGGCAGGCGUGGGGAGAGACGAGCCCAACAUGAACCCCCACCUGGAGGAGCCCAAGCGUCCGGACACCUCCUUCCUGUGGUUCUCCUCUCCCUAUAAGACCAUGCGCUUCAUCCUGUGGACGAGGUUCAAGUGGUUCAUCCUCCUCUUCAUCAUCCUCUUCCUCGUCUUCCUCUUCUUCGGUGUCUUCCUCUACUCCUUCCCCAACUACGCCGCCAUGAAGAUGGUGGGGCCGUUCGGACCCGCCAAGGCAGCCCAGUGAUGAUGUCAUCAGGACGCGACUCCUUGGAGAUGAUGACCGAUGAGAGGGAACGGUCGAUGGUUGCCAUAGCGCUGCACAUACAGUGGAUUGAGGUUUUGGAUUAGGGUUUUUGUGUGUGUGUGUGUUAGUCGACUGUGCCAUUAUUGGUCAUUUGGGUGUCAGCUUUCGUUUUUUAGUCGACUUUGCCACUUGAAUCGUCUAUUCAUAUGUAGAAUAUUAUGAUUUCAUUCAGUGAGUUUUCAUUGUUACGAUUGAAUCCCGGUAGUCUGUUCAAUUUUUCUGUGUCUGAUAACCAAUCAGAAACCACCUCUGCUUCUAAGGAGUAUUACAUGGUUUACUUCUAAGCUUAAGGGCAAUCCCGAAGAAUAUGUUAAUCGAUGUUGGAUGUUGUUGUUCUGCCAUCACAACCACAUCAAUUACAAUAUGUAUAACAUCCAGUAUAAGUGGAGGUAAAGACUAUUAUCACUAUCUACAGACUUGAAAAUAUUGAAAAGAGUGUUUAGUGUUCAUCCUGAUAUGAAGAGUUGCUGUUUUUGCAUUAUUAGGGUAGCAGUAUGUUUAAAUGUUUUCUUUGAUAGCUUUAAUAGUUGACCGAGCUUGAACUCAUUGAACCUUAAACCUAAAAUCAGCCUAACACUGCUGCUAUAGCCAUGAAAGCCUUAACCUCACUUUACAAAUGCAAAGUAGAAACGCUCUAUGCUAACAUGCUAGUUGUUGCUUUGGUAAAAACCGAAUCAAAACCAAAAAAGCCUCAGGCAUCCUUUCCCCCUCGUUCCCAAAUAAUAGCUGCCUUGAGAACAAAUAUUUACCCUUCACAUUUUUGCCUAACGGGACUAAUCAACACAUGUAUCAAUGAGUGUUGAACCAUCCAUAUUUGUUACAAGCCUCAGCCGCAAUCUAAUCUUAUCAUCUGGCGUGUCAAAACUUUUGAGCGGUAGCAGCACAUCCGAGUAGCCCAACAUUAUCAUAUCCGAUGUUAGCGCCUACUGUGCUAGGCUCAACGGCGUUGCUGAUGCUAACGGCUGUAUGCAUUGUGGGAGAUGUUGUCUGACGGCGUGUUGUUAGCCAGUUGUUUCCGUGUGUUUUUUGGAAUCCACAGACUGAAUGUAUUCUUCAUGUAUUCACUUCACCACAAGCAAUACUGUCUGCACUGGAAGAUCAAAGAAUUAUCAAUAAAGUAUAUAUUUAAACUCUG